UUAUUUGAAUUCUUCCUGCAUGUUGUUCCUAAUACAACGAUUACUAUAUGGCAGGUAAGUACGGAACCCUUGGUUUCAGUUGAGAGGAGGUGUUCCUAAAGCCUCUUGUGGUUGCAGGCAUUACAAGCUUAGAGGGAAAACAACACUAGCGGACCCAAUGGGUGGAGCAAACAAAGGUGUGGCUAUACCUGCAGGUAAAAGAGGCCGCAGUGCCAUGGUUACAUGAUAGACCCAGGGGCUGGCUAGACAACUGGAGUGUCUCCCUCAGUUACAGAGAUGGCAGGAUCCGGACUUAAUGUUUGGAGAUCUGAUUUGUAUGUCCUUUACCGCUCCUGUUUGUCGUAACAGGUGUGAGUUACACUUACCUGUAAGUAAAUGCCUCAAAAAGUCAAGCCAUGAAUUUUUCAGCGUGAUGUUUCUUCUACUACUAAUCUAAAAAAGGACGGCGGGGGUAUCAUCAUGCUGGAGAAUGGCUUUGCUGACAGAGAACCGAGCCAGGUUAUGGUGGAUGUUGUGAAAGUGCCAGAAAGCAGGAGAAGGUGUUUUUCACGGCGCCACUGCUUCUUCUUCAUCCUGGUGCUCACAGCAGUUUUGUUUUUCUACUGCACAGACAUAAAAGAAAUGACGACUGACUGGAUCCCAACAAAAUGGUGGAUUCCAUUUAAAGAUCACAGACAAAACGUGGGCCCACUACCAUCUGAACUGACUGGAUUCCAAACUCAGUCAGGCUCAACUGUCCUUCUUCAAACUGAAAAUAUCACAGCAACCAACAUGACCAACAGGACUGCCACGAAUACAAAAGCUUCAGUGGUGACUCAGCAGUUGGCAAAAACUAUACCACCAUCACCAGUUCCUUAUAAAUCUCCGGGCCUGUACUUAGUGGAAUACCCAUAUAAGUACAGCUUCAUCAUGAACGAGCCAAAGACAUGUGAGCAGCAGAAGCCCUUCCUGGUUCUGAUGGUUCCCGUGGCGCUCCACAACAGGGCGCAUCGGGACAUCAUCCGCAGCACUUGGGGAGGUGAAAGUCUGGUACUGGGCAAAGUGGUGAAGCUGUUCUUCCUGCUGGGGCUGCAAACCGGAGAGGGAGUUCAGCAGCUCCAGGAUCAGCUGCUGCAGGAGAGCCGAGAGCACCACGACCUGCUGCAGAGCGACUUCCUGGACUGCUACAAGAACCUGACCAUCAAGACCAUGGUGAUGCUGGAGUGGCUGGACUCCCACUGCACCAUCACAUCAUAUGCCAUGAAGAUUGAUUCUGACAUGUUCCUGAAUGUGCCAAAACUCGUUCAUAUGUUGUCAAGUGCUCCAAAGACAAACUACAUGACCGGACUAGUGGCGAUGGGAGCAGCAGUUCUAAGAGAUCCGCGAUCCAAGUGGUUCGUUCCUGUGGAGCUUUACUCUUCGUCAGUAUACCCACGUUACGCUUUGGGUCUGGGCUACGUUUUGUCUAUUGACCUCCCUAAAAAGCUUAUUUUGGCAUCCAGACAUGUCAAAGCUAUUUACAUUGAAGACGUGUAUUUGGGGUUGUGUAUGCAGUACUUGGGCAUCCCCCCAGCGGAACCCCCAAACUGGGGAUAUUUCCAAGUGUUUCCUGUGCGGUACAGUCGCUGUGCUUACUCCAGGCUGAUAGCCACCACCACACAUCAUGACACUAAUCGUGUGAGGGAUUGGAAAGACUUUAAAAAACCAGGUCCAUACUGCUGAAAUGUUGAAAGAAAAGACAUGACAUUUUUCUUUAAGCAGCAACAAACAAUUCUGAAUCUAAAAUACGGCAGAUGCUGGGUAAUGAUUGCCAUUCUAUGUCCAGUAUAAAAAAAUACUGGAGGAAAAACAUCUAAAUGGGUUAACCCUUAGAUGCAUAAGUGGGUCUUUUUUGACCCGGUGAGGUGGUUUUCUUAGAGUAUCUUUGUAAUUACAU
Molecule: messenger RNA, 1915 nt
Organism: Trematomus bernacchii (emerald rockcod)
Lineage: Eukaryota; Metazoa; Chordata; Actinopteri; Perciformes; Nototheniidae
Product: beta-1,3-galactosyltransferase 2
Exons: 2
Coding region: 460-1701 (413 amino acids)
Cellular component (GO): membrane
Molecular function (GO): N-acetyl-beta-D-glucosaminide beta-(1,3)-galactosyltransferase activity
Source: RefSeq, a predicted model, not a curated record